This is a messenger RNA of Porites evermanni, 828 nucleotides long. Lineage: Eukaryota; Metazoa; Cnidaria; Anthozoa; Scleractinia; Poritidae. The record is from the annotation of a GenBank genome assembly.
AUGUGGAGACAGAAACCAAAAUAUCGAAGAAACAAUAGUUUAGAUGUGAGUGGAAGCCGCAAGGAGGUUUAUAUGGCGACGGAAACUACGUCUGACAGUCUUUUUCACAUUCAGGAGAAUGUUUCAAAAGGACUAUGUGACGAGGAGUAUCAAUACUGCGAUGUAACAGAAGAUUCAUUGCUUGUAGAAAGAGAUUGUAAACUUCAUCGGAAUAAAUGUCUUUCUGAAGUCACAACAUUGCCAAGAAACUCCGUUUCUAACAAGUUAAAGGCGUCUCAUGGACUGAACCUGCAAGGUGCCGCUAGCAAUGGAAAUUCAACUUUUCAAGCCAAUUUUGAAGAUGUGGAAAACGAAGAAAGCGCUUUAGGUUUAGUUUCCUUUUCUUCGAAUAUAGCCGGCGACGCAGUUUCAUCUGAGUUCAAAAACCAAACUUAUGGUGGUAGCAAAUUGCAGUCGAAAACUGUUGUGGAUGACAAACAACAAUCAAACAAUUCAAAACACUUUAACCUAAAACCAGAUGGAAGCAGUCCCCAGCCAGGAGCUUUACCAUUUCUAUAUAAAUCGCACCAAAAUAAGCCAAGAAAUUUAGGUGAAAGAAAACAGCUAGCCAGAGGAAAAGAACCCAAAACUCACGAUUCUAACAUUGGAAUCGUGAGUGGCAAGAAACUGUCAUAUUCACUUCCUCCUGAAUUUUGCAAUUUGCGACACUUCCUUCCACUGCUUACGCUAAGUCAGUGUGCUGAUUAUGACUCGGCUGUAAUCGAAGCUGUUCGGGACUACAAUGACCCAUGCACUGGUGCAAACACACAAAUCUAUUCACCGUAUUGA